Scylla paramamosain (green mud crab) is the source of this 4340-nucleotide messenger RNA. RefSeq names its product furin-like protease kpc-1. Gene Ontology annotation, cellular component: trans-Golgi network; Golgi membrane. Gene Ontology annotation, biological process: protein processing. The transcript is spliced from 14 exons. Gene Ontology annotation, molecular function: serine-type endopeptidase activity. The coding region runs from base 245 to 2437 and encodes 730 amino acids. The record is from RefSeq and is a predicted model, not a curated record. NCBI's taxonomy places the organism in Eukaryota, Metazoa, Arthropoda, Malacostraca, Decapoda, Portunidae.
GAAACACCACUCAUUGCAGCAUCAAAGAGCACAUGAUAACAGGAGCCAGAACGUGAAUGUCUUAUCAUAACACACUGGCACGCUUCACAUUCCAGCUUCAAGUAUAUUAGUUUUCUUCCGGACGCGUGAGGGAGUGUACGGCUCUACGGUUCUGUGCAUCGCCGGCCACAUAUACUUACUGCCAUCCGCCAAAAUGACCUGAUGGGUGAACAAUUGGUGGCGAAGAACGAAUUCUGCCGACAAAAUGUGGAGUGGAUGGGCUGUGUUAGUGUGGGCGUGGGUGUGUGUAUCGCGCCUCAGUCACGCCCACAGCACCCAGGAGGACCCGCACCUUGACCCCAAGAAGGCUGCUGUACUCACCUCCCACCUGCCGCAGGCAGACAGGCAGUACCAGCUGAGUAACCACCUGGCUCUUGAGGUGCAGGGAGGAGAGGAGGUGGCCAGGGCACUUGCUCAAAAGUACAGCCUCCACUAUGUCAGUCAGGUAUUCAAAGAUCCACCUAUCUUCCACCUACACAAACCAGUCAACAUCAAUCACCACCACCAUCACCACAGAGUGCGCCGAGCCACAUCUGACCUGGUGCAGCUUCUGGCCAAUGAACAAGGGGUCAAGUGGGUGAACCAAGAAAGAGCCAUCAUCCGGGACAAACGACACCAGAUUCCUGGGUUCCAUCACACCAGUUCCCGAGGUAGACCAGACGUGGUUGGCACACACAAGAUAAAACAGGAAGCAUACAGACACAUAAGGUUAUGGCAGGAGGAGGAGGAACUUGGCCUAUCAAGCAAAUUCAACUCACUCAGAAGGAGGAAGACACAUUCAAAUUCCAAGAAGUCACAUUCAAACUUCAGAAGAGGAGGUAAUAAUGUUGAAGAGAGCUUACUGAGCAGUGUUUCCCCACCCCACACUGACAAGACAGACAUGGCAGAACAACAGAUCCCAAGUAGCCAAAAUUUCACCACUAGCAAUGAAGAAGAGGUCAAAAAUAAUGAAGACUCUCCAGAGUUCAAUGAUCCUCUCUAUAAGGUGCAGUGGUAUCUGCACAACACAGGUCAGCUAGGUCAUGCAGGCUGUGACCUCAAUGUGACGGGGGCGUGGCGGCAGGGCUACACAGGGCAAGGCGUGACCCUCAGCAUCUUGGAUGAUGGCUUCCAGACCACCAAUGCUGACCUCGCUGCCAACUAUAACCCAGCAGUGAGCUACUCCGUGGUGCAUGAUGGACAACCUGAGAAUGACCCAUCCCCAAGGCUGGACCCUCCCAAGUACUCUAACUCCCACGGUACCUACUGCGCUGGGGUGGUGGCGGCUGUGGCCAACAAUGGUGUGUGUGGAGUGGGGGUGGCCUACAAUGCUAAAGUAGGAGGUGUGCGCAUUGUAGAUGGCACAGUGACAGAUGUGCAGGAGGCGACAGCACUGUCCAGAUACGUGGGUGAGGUGGCCGUGUUCAGCGCCUCAUGGGGACCCAAAGACGAUGGGGUCCAUGUGGAGGGUCCCGGCAGGCUGGCCAACUUGGCACUGCUGUAUGGGGUCAUGCAGGGUCGAGGGGGCCGGGGCACCAUAUAUGUGUGGGCAUCAGGUAACGGGGGCAUAAUGUCCGACAACUGUAAUCUGGACGGCUACGCUUCCUCCAUCUACACCCUCACAGUGUCAGCACUCACAGACCUUGGCGAGUCCACGUUCUACUGUGAGCCGUGUGCAUCCACCCUGGCUGGUGUGUAUGUUGGGGGCCAGCACUCUCUCAGUGAAGCCUUGGCGCACAACCAGUUCCAGACCAAAGUGGUGGUGCCGGAGUUGGACGGUCACUGCAGCAGCCGGUUCCAGGGCUCCUCAGCAGCAGCUCCUCUUGUGGCAGGAGUGGUGGCUCUUGUUCUGCAGGCCAACCCCAGACUCAGCUGGCGGGAUGUGCAGCAUCUCAUGGUGAGGGAGGCUGCCCCAACACCUGCAGCACUGAAGGAGGACGGCUGGCAAACAAAUGCUCAAGGAAAGAAAUUUCACCUCCUGCAGGGAUUUGGUGCUGUGGAUGCUGGGAGGAUGGUGGAGGCUGCUCUGACUUGGCAAAAUGUAGGGCUGCAGAAGGUGGAAAAGCUAAUGCUGUUUGAUGGAUAUAGUAAUUUCACAAAUGGCUGGAGGAACGUGAGCCAGGAGCUGCAAGUCACGUCACUCAUGGAAGGAGUCGAACAUGUUGUGGCGACCAUCACCCUCAACCACACCAAGAGGAAGCUGCUAAACAUAUACAUUGUGUCCCCAUCUGGCACGGAGUCCCAGGUCCUGACUCACCGCUCGGAGGACGUAAGUAUGUCAGGCUUCCACGGCUGGGGUUUCAUGUCCGUGCACUUCUGGGGGGAGAGGCCAGGCGGGGUGUGGACUGUGGCCAUCAAGUGUGACUCCAGACUAGCGGGCCAGUUAAUACAGGUUGAGCUAACUGUGUAUGGCUACUAGUAAUUCUAAACCAAGAGGAAAGACAAGAAAUGAAGGAGGAAAGGGGUUGAAUACAGGAAAAGAAAGGAAAAUAAUAAUAAAAGAUAAUCAGUUGAGUUAGGUGUAGUGAGUCUCUCUCUCUCUCUCUCUCUCUCUCUCUCUCGUUGAUAAACAUUUUUCUUUUAUAGUUCCUCUAAUUUUCUCGAUUCUAUCCAUCAGUUUAUUGAAUCCACACAGUUCCAUCACAUCCAUUUCCUUUUUCGUAAUAACUUGGUCUCUCUGAAAAGACACGUGUUAAUACGCUGCCCAAGGCUUUUGUUUCACCAUUCACGAUAUGCGUGUGACGAGAUCAUAUCAAUGCUGCAAUAAAGAAUUCACACAAGACGUCUUUUUCUUUCAAUUCCAACAAUCACCUUCAGUACUCUCACCACCAAUGUGCAGCUCGAUACAUUAGCAAAGGCAUUAACUACAUUGUAAUGGGUCGUGACCCGUGGAUGAGCUAAACAAGGUAAGUACAGACAUAGUUAGAGGUCAAGUAGCAUCUAUCUGUGUUUUUGCGUCUUCUUUUAGUAUUAUGUUCACUAAUCUCUUGAGAGUCUGUCUAUAAAAUCUGUUUAUAUAUUCUUAGGAGACCAUAAGAAUUGAUAUUGAAGGAAAAUACUAGAUACAAUAAUAAUAGUAAUAUAAUAAUAAUAAUAAUAAUGUACAGAAAAUAGAAAAUCACAGGUCUAAGCAUAACAUGAAAAACAUCACAUGGAAAUUCAUAACAUAGGAAGUGCUUUUCUAAAGAUUUAUUACUGCAUAAUUCACAAGGCCCACAUCCUACACAUCACAGGUCUGCUAUGAUAUUAGUAACAACAUAAUGAUAGCAACACUCACAAUAAUAACAAUAAACACAAGCUAUGAAAGAGAUAACCUGUCUGCUUGAAUUUCUGACCUGUGUGCAGUGUUGUAGCCAUUGCACUCUCAAUGCUGCCAAACACUACACACUCCAAUAAAUACUAAAUUACAUGGGGGCAAUACAGACCCAUGCUCUACGCUCACCUACAUGUGUGUGUGUAUAGUGGUACAUGGCAAGUGCACACCGCUAACACUAUCAUCAGCAGUACAGUGGUUUAUGAUAAGCAGUUCGUGUUUAUUUUCAGCUCUAAAUGCCUCGUCUGUGUAUUAAAAUAGUAAGAAUGUAGAAAUCUGUAUACUUAUUUGGAAUUUCUGGAUGGAAGUGUGUUAUAUGUGUGUUUUCUUUCUUUAUGAGCUUUGUAGUAUAUUUAAACGCAUGCACUGUUGUUAUGUAGCUACAUGAAUAUCCAGCACAAGAAAACUUGCUUCUUUUGGAACUGUAGAUGUUCAACACAAGUUACUGUUAUUGCUGUUGUGGCCUCAAUAAAAUUCUUCAAGUGAACACAGGCAAGUGUCAUGGGCCGAACAAAAUCAUUAAAGUGAACGACGUAACAUAACAUCACCAAAAUCUGAAUGCAUAUUGUACUACAUAUAUGGACAAAGGAAAAAAAUAGAUGAUAGCACACAAUUUUUUCUCCCUUUUUAACCUGACAAAACAUAAUAAAUAUAACUGAAAAACAGCCGCGUUAUAACAAAAACAGGUGCAGCUUAAGAGGAAAAAAUUCACCUUCUCCUCUUCUCUCCUCUCCACUAGCCAAAGAUGAUCUCAAGGCCUGGGGCAGAGAAAAUGGGAGUGCGGUUCCUGUCUACAUGCCUGUUGGGGUUCACAUCGAGCAUCAGGUGGUUGACAGUGUGGACAAGGCCAUUCCUGGAGGGCGCAGAGCAGUGGGUGAUGCGAGCAGGACCGGCCAUGAUCCUGCCAGAGGUGGUGCGGCGGAGGUGCACAGGGGAACCAUCCAGUGGCCUCUUGUGGUCCAUGAAGAGCCAUGUGUUGGGGUUGAUGCCGGCACAGCACACGUGUUCU